AAUGUCACGAAGUCCGACGACGCAGCGAAACGUAAGUUCUUCAGUACAAUGAGGCUAUGGGAGCGACUGAGCCGCUAUGACAACAUCUGCCGACUCUAUGGCGCCUGCUACUUCACGACCACCCCCUUCGUCAUAAUGGACUAUUGCGACAAGGGGCCACUCGAUAAGUUCCUCCGGCAAGACGAGAUCAACCGCUCCACACUCAGCCUCGAAAUACUCUCGCAAGCUGCCCAAGCGGUCUCGAAGAUGCAUUCCAUCGGCAUCGUCCAUGGAGACUUGAAGUGCGACAACAUUCUCGUGUGGGGAAAUACUCAAGUGAAAAUCUGCGACUUCGAUCGCAGCUUCGACUGGAGUGCGAUGAAGGACCGGCGUCUCGUGAAUGGCACAGCAGUCGCAGCGGGGAUUGCAAUCACGGAUGCCGUGCGCUACUUGGCGCCCGAGUGUGUGAGAGGGAUGCUGCCGAGUACCAAGUCCGAUGUCUACUCGUUCGGCAUGGCACUCUACCACGCACUUAUGGGUGGAUCGCCGUAUGCAGAUAUUUCAAGCGACGAAGAGCUCCGCACGUGCAAACUAUGCGGCGAACUUCCAUCCCGAGAUGUGCAAUUGAUCAGCGAUGGCGCCUGGAAACUGAUCACUCAAUGCUGCGACUCGACGCCCGAUCAAAGGCCAACGAUAGAAAAGGUGAUUGCGGCGUUAAGAUCGUUGUUGAGUCAGCAG
Phytophthora sojae is the source of this 717-nucleotide messenger RNA. RefSeq lists its product as hypothetical. Gene Ontology annotation, cellular component: cytoplasm. The transcript has a single exon. The record is from RefSeq and is a predicted model, not a curated record. Lineage: Eukaryota; Oomycota; Peronosporomycetes; Peronosporales; Peronosporaceae. Gene Ontology annotation, molecular function: ATP binding; protein kinase activity. Gene Ontology annotation, biological process: signal transduction; protein phosphorylation. The annotation marks the transcript as partial.